Pongo pygmaeus (Bornean orangutan) is the source of this 4500-nucleotide messenger RNA. It is a transcript of the gene AKAP1, whose product is annotated as A-kinase anchoring protein 1. Gene Ontology annotation, cellular component: mitochondrion; membrane. The record is from RefSeq and is a predicted model, not a curated record. NCBI's taxonomy places the organism in Eukaryota, Metazoa, Chordata, Mammalia, Primates, Hominidae. The transcript is spliced from 11 exons. Gene Ontology annotation, molecular function: RNA binding; protein kinase A regulatory subunit binding. Bases 783 to 3470 code for a protein of 895 amino acids.
GUGAUUAGGAAGACCUUUGUAGGAGGUGCUGAUGAUUUUUCCUUCACGAAAAGAGGCAUGUGACUUGGACCUGCCAUUGAUUUGGCCAGCAGAGCAGGAAGGAGACUGGGCAAUUCACCCUUGGGUACUAAGUUUUCCAGAGCAGGAGUUAGUUUAACUUUUAGUUGGACUGGAGGAGCUCUUAAUUUGAGGCCAUGUCCAGAGAUGGUAUUUCUGGCUUUUGGCUUUUCUUACCUAGAGCUCCUGGUAGUGGAUUCAGGGUUUCCAUUUUGGCCGUAGAAGGCUUUGCCAAGCAGGUACUCAGACACUACCGGGUUAAGCCUCUGGCCUUCUGGCCUUCUGGCCUUCCUUCUGUGAAUUGGGCUGGGAAAGUGUCCCGAGUUCCUAACAGCUGCUCUACAUGGAAGGGCAGAAGCACCCCCAAAGUGUGCUGGUCUGGUGGUGCUGGCCCCCCUGGCUUCUCUGUGGGCCAUCACAAUGGAGGGUGGGGGACAAUCCUGGACAGGACCUCAUAGCCCCACUGUGAGCUAAUUUGGGAUCUCUAGGGUACCCACAUGAAGUCAUAGCUUACUGUGACUUACACAGGCCCCUGAGGAUGAAGGUAACAGUCCUGUGAGCACUGAGGCUGGGCUGGGACCAACACCUGAGCCAUGGCUCCAGCACUCUGAUUCCUGGCCCGGCCAUGCUGCUGAGGGUGCACAGCCCAGGCCUACCAUCGCCCCCACCCUUGGUGGCAGAACCGAGCACUACCCAGCAAGGUGUAAUUACUUCAAGCCUCCAGGAUGGCAAUCCAGUUCCGUUCGCUCUUCCCCUUGGCAUUGCCUGGGAUGCUGGCGCUCCUCAGCUGGUGGUGGUUUUUCUCUCGUAAAAAAGGCCAUGUCAGCAGCCAUGAUGAGCAGGUGGAGGCUGGUGCUGUGCAGCUGAGGGCUGACCCUGCCAUCAAGGAACCUCUCCCUAUGGAAGACGUCUGUCCCGAAGUAGUGUCCACACCCCCCAGUGUCACAGAGCCACCAGAAAAGGAACUGUCCACCGUGAGCAAGCUGCCUGCAGAGCCCCCAGCAUUGCUCCGGACACACCCACCUUGCCGAAGAUCAGAGUCCUCGGGCAUUCUUCCUAACACCACAGACAUGAGAUCGCGACCAGGAACACGCAGAGACAACAGUACAAAGCUGGAGCUAGCCCUGACAGGUGGUGAAGCCAAAUCGAUUCCUCUAGAGUGCCCCCUUUCAUCUCCAAAGGGUGUACUAUUCCCCAACAAAUCAGCUGAGGUGUGUAAGCAAGAUUCCCCGUUCAGCAGGGUGCCAGGGAGGGUCCAGCCAGGCUACCCCGCAGUCCCUGCAGAGAAGCGUAGCUCUGGGGAGAGGGCAAGAGAGACAGGUGGGGCCGAAGGGACCGGUGAUGCUGUGUUGGGGAGAAAGGUGGUUGAAGAAGCUCUAUUGUCUCAGGAGCAUGUCUUGGAAUUGGAGAACAGCAAGGGCCCUAGCCUGGCCUCUUUAGAGGGGGAAGAAGAUAAGGGGAAGAGCAGCUCAUCCCAGGUGGUGGGGCCGGUGCAGGAGGAAGAGUAUGUAGCAGAGAAGUUGCCAAGUAGGUUCAUCGAGUCGGCUCACACAGAGCUGGCAAAGGACGAUGCGGCGCCAGCACCCCCAGUCACAGACACCAAAGCCCAGGACAGAGGUGUUGAGGGAGAACUGGGCAAUGAGGAGAGCUUGGAUAGAAAUGAGGAGGGCUUGGAUAGAAAUGAGGAGGGCUUGGAUAGAAAUGAGGAGGGCUUGGAUAGAAAUGAGGAGAUUGAGCAGGCUGCCUUCCAGAUAAUCUCCCAAGUGAUCUCAGAAGCAACCGAACAGGUGCUGGCCACCACGGUGGGCAAGGUUGCAGGUCGUGUGUAUCAGGCCAGUCAGCUCCAAGGGCAGAAGGAAGAGAGCUGUGUCCCAGUUCACCAGAAAACUGUCUUGGGCCCAGACACUGCAGAGCCUGCCCCAGUAGAGGCAGCUGCUGCCCCGCCGGAUGCUGCCCUCCCAUUGCCAGGCCUACCAGCAGAGGGCUCACCACCACCAAAGACCUACGUGAGCUGCCUGAACAGCCCUCUGUCCAGCCCCACCAAGGACAGUAAGCCAAAGAUCUCUGCACACCACAUCUCCCUGGCCCCCUGCCUGGCACCGACCACCCCAAGUGAAGAGUCGCCAGACCGGGCAGGCAUCCUGGUGGAAGAUGCCACCUGUGCCACCUGCAUGUCAGACAGCAGCCAAAGUGUCCCUUUGGUGGCUUCCCCAGGACACUGCUCAGAUUCUUUCAGCACUUCAGGGCUUGAAGACUCUUGCACAGAGACCAGCUCAAGCCCCAGGGACAAGGCCAUCACCCCGCCACUGCCAGAAAGUACUGUGCCCUUCAGCAAUGGGGUGCUGAAGGGGGAGUUGUCAGACUUGGGGGCUGAGGAUGGAUGGACCAUGGAUGCGGAAGCAGAUCAUUCAGGAGGUUCUGACAGGAACAGCAUGGAUUCUGUGGAUAGCUGUUGCAGUCUCAAGAAGACUGAGAGCUUCCAAAAUGCCCAGGCAGGCUCCAACCCUAAGAAGGUCGACCUCAUCAUCUGGGAGAUCGAGGUGCCAAAGCACUUAGUCGGUCGGCUAAUUGGCAAGCAGGGGCGCUAUGUGAGUUUUCUGAAGCAAACAUCUGGUGCCAAGAUCUACAUUUCAACCCUGCCUUACACCCAGAGCGUCCAGAUCUGCCACAUAGAAGGGUCUCAACAUCAUGUAGACAAAGCGCUGAACUUGAUUGGGAAGAAGUUCAAAGAGCUGAACCUCACCAAUAUCUACGCUCCCCCAUUGCCUUCGCUGGCGCUGCCUUCUCUGCCGAUGACAUCCUGGCUCAUGCUGCCUGAUGGCAUCACCGUGGAGGUCAUUGUGGUCAACCAGGUCAAUGCCGGGCACCUGUUCGUGCAGCAGCACACACACCCUACCUUCCACGCGCUGCGCAGCCUCGACCAGCAGAUGUACCUCUGUUACUCUCAGCCUGGAAUCCCCACCUUACCCACCCCAGUGGAAAUAACGGUCAUCUGUGCCGCCCCUGGUGCAGACGGGGCCUGGUGGCGAGCCCAAGUGGUUGCCUCCUACGAGGAGACCAACGAAGUGGAGAUUCGAUACGUGGACUACGGCGGAUAUAAGAGGGUGAAAGUAGACGUGCUCCGGCAAAUCAGGUCUGACUUUGUCACCCUGCCGUUUCAGGGAGCAGAAGUCCUUCUGGACAGUGUGAUGCCCCUGUCAGACGAUGACCAGUUUUCACCUGAAGCAGAUGCUGCCAUGAGCGAGAUGACAGGGAAUACAGCACUGCUUGCUCAGGUGACAAGUUACAGUCCAACUGGUCUUCCUCUGAUUCAGCUGUGGAGUGUGGUUGGAGAUGAAGUGGUGUUGAUAAACCGGUCCCUGGUGGAGCGAGGCCUUGCCCAGUGGGUAGACAGCUACUACGCAAGCCUUUGACCCCUAUACUGCUUCCUCAGAGUCUUUUUUUUGCACUGUUGAAAUUGGGCUUGGCACUCAAGUCUAAGAUUAACAUCGGAAUAACAAACAUUGUCCUCUCCAGAAAGUCCUUUCUUCCUCCAUACUGUAGUCCUAUUGAGAAGACGUUUCGUCUCUGAGAAAAAAGGAUGGAACUAUGGGUUCUCUUCUCAAAGCCAAAGGAUAGUGUUUAACAAGCCAGCAGGCUUAUCCUGGUUCUCAGCUGUUUAAAAAAAAAAAAAAAAAAAGGAAUAGAAACAGCCUCAACCAGACUGUCCUGUUCCCCCUGUUCCAUUCCCCUCUUCUUCCUUCUAUCUCCUUCCCUGGCAAAAACCAAACAAACUGGCAGACAGGCCAGGGAUGUAUGUUUGCUUGCUUGAGAGGGUUUCUUUUACUUCAAAAUCUUUCUUCAGGGAGCAAGACAUGAACUGACUAAUUGGUAUCCACUACUUGUACAGCUUACAUAAAUGAAUUGAUGAUAUUUAACCAGUUUUUAUAAACUUCAUUUUGGUCUCUAAACACAGACUUUUUAAAUUGCAUCUGUAAAUAUGAAAUGGUCAUCACACCUGACCUUGGUCAGUGGGGAGGGGAACUGGUAUCCUGCCAAGCCUGGUUGUAAUUUGUAACCAUUUUCUAUUUGUGCAAACUCUGUAAAUAUGUGUUUAAACAAAUGUAAUAUUUUGUACAAGAUACACUGGAGAACAAAGGGAACUCAAGAUUUUUCCAGCCACAUGUUACCUGUAAGUAGAAGUAGACUCUGCAGUGCAGCUUCCGCUCUUGGCGCCUCUGGCCAGGGCCCCUGUGGCUUCCUGCACACUGGACGGGUGACUGUAUGGUAGAGACUGAUCUGGGAACUUUUUGCUGUACAAAUCUGUUUAAAAAAAAAAUAGUAACUCAUUGAAUUAACUUGCAGUGGUGUGUUUGAUUCUUUUUUAGACUGGCUUCAGCAUUGUGCAGUUUAAAAAUAAGUAACUUAAGUAACUUACAUAAAUCUUCAAUUGUAUGAACUAUA